Molecule: messenger RNA, 2500 nt
Organism: Morus notabilis
Lineage: Eukaryota; Viridiplantae; Streptophyta; Magnoliopsida; Rosales; Moraceae
Product: putative ankyrin repeat protein RF_0381
Exons: 4
Coding region: 65-2368 (767 amino acids)
Molecular function (GO): protein binding
Source: RefSeq, a predicted model, not a curated record
UGCCUCUCUCCUUUAUAGUUCCUCAUCCUUUUCCACAUUGCUGUGACCUUUUCUCAGAUCUCAAAUGGAUGCUAAGUUGAUAGCGGCUUCCCUCGACGGCAAAAUCGAUGACUUCUAUGACUUAAUUCGAGAGUGUCCCAAUAUUCUCGAAGAAGUCGAUAAGAUGUUGGUUGAUAACCCCAUGCACCUUGCGGCAAUCAAUGGUCACACCCAUUUCGCCGUGGAGAUGAUGAGGCUAAAUCCGUCAUUCGCGAAGAGGUUAAACCCGGACGGGUUUAGUCCCCUCCAACUCGCUUUACAAAACGACCGCAUCCAAACAGUGCUUCGGCUGCUUGCAAUGGACAGAGACGGAGACCUAGUUCGUGUCCAAGGAAGAGAAGGUAUGUCUCCUCUGCAUUACGUAGCCAAACAUGGGAAUAAUCAACUCUUGUCUGCUUUCCUAUCUACAUGUCCAACAGCCUUGGAAGAUGUGACAAUUCGCAACCAAACUGCUUUGCAUGUUGCUCUGGACAAUGAUAAUGUUGAUUGUGUUGAAAUCAUUCUGAAAUGUUACGAGAGAUUUCCCCAAUCUAGAUGGGAAAAGAUGCACCUAAAUUGGAAAGACGACAAUGGAAACACCCCGCUGCAUGUUGCCACCACCAGGAAGCAAACCAAAGUUGUGAGGACGCUGAUAGACCGUCAAGUUGACAUAAAUGCGAUUAACUUAGGCGGUUUAACAGCCUUGGCUAUCUCAGAGCAGCCGGAUGAACUUGGAAGCGACGAAAUCAGUAGUAUGCUGCAUUGUGCCGGAGCCUCUGCUGCUGUUCUGCUUCCAAUAGUGAAUACUAUCGAACUUGCUCUCAGUGUAGAUGAAAGGAUGAAAGCUGCUGCUGAAAGAGGAGAUAUUGACAUGUUGUACUCCCUAAUCCGGGAGGACCCGCAUGUACUAGACCGCAUUGAUGAUACACCAUUUGUUGAUACUCCUCUGCACAUAGCAGCUUCUCUUGGACAUGCCAAAUUUGCGACGGAGGCAAUGCUAUUGAAAUCAUCACUUGCUAGGAAGCUAAACCAAGACGGAUUUACGCCUUUGCACCUUGCUACGCUACAAGGGCAAACGAAAAUGGUGGAUCGGCUUUUAGAUAUCGACAGCGAUCUGGUACGUGUUCAUGGAAAGGAGGGUAAAACUCCUCUCCAUUAUGCAGCAGAACGGGGAAACAUGGGUCUUGUAAAAAUAUUUCUAUUCUAUUGCCCAUCAUCUAUUCAAGAUGUGACAAAUCUCAGUGAGACUGUUUUGCAUAUCGCUGUGGAAAGUAGGAAAUUUGAUGUGUUCAGCUUACUAGUAUUCCAAGUUCGAACAUCCUUGAUGAAAGGAUCCCAAAAAACGGAGUACAACAUUCUGAAUUGGGGAAAUGACGUGGGCGAUACUGCGUUACACAUUGCCGUAAAAACUCAUCAACCAGAGGUAGUAAGAGUGUUAAUAGACAGCAAUGUUGGGCUAGAUGUCAAGAAUUCAGAUGGUUUUACUGCCUUGAAAAUCUUAGAAUUAGGCGACUCACAAGUAAACAACGGCGAAGCUCGAGAAGUUAUGAAGGAAAUGCUACGUUGUGCUAGAGCUUCGAAGACUUCAUCUUGUGUCUGGUGGAAAUCUUCCAAGCCUUCCUCACCUCCUACUAUUUCCACUAGUCUCACAAAUGCGACUGAACAUUUGAAUACCAUAGAAGGAGCUUGUAAUGUUUCAGCACCUCCUACUUCUAGCACAACUUCAGCCGUGAAUCAUGAGUUGGAUAUUGCAUUAGAAGGCCAACCUGAAGGUAACAAUGGCAGAAUAGCUAAAAGUUUACCGCCUCUAACUAUUAAUCUGCUGGAACGUUGGUAUAUAGAUAUUAAACGUGUUAGUAAUGAUGUGUCAGAGGAAUCACGGAGUAUGAUAUUGGUAGCUCUUGUUCUGUUUGCGACCGUCGAAUAUCAGAUUGUCUUGAGCCCUCCUGGAGGUCUUUGGCAGGAGGACAACAACAAUUCCACCGCAACUCAUGAUAAGAAAAUCCACCCUCCAGGAACUGUAGUUAUGGGAAACUUGAGUUUUCUCUUCUUCAUGUUGUUGAACAGCUUGGCCCUUGCCAUUACAACACAUGGAAUUGUUUUGCUCCUUUUGGAGCUGGAAUCUAGAUGGUGGACAAUCAAUAGGAUUCUAAUGAACACGUUAACCUUUCUUUGCUAUUUAAUAUCCUUGCAAACAAUCUCACCAAAUAACUCACUCUUUGCACUUAUAAUUGUAAUACCAGCAACAGUAUUUAUUUUGUUACCAUACACUCAUGAUUGGAUCACUCAAAGAUUGGAGAACAGAACUCGGAAGUGGUACCGAGAUGAAGAACAAUGCAACGGGUACUAGUGGUGUCCAACACCACACACUAAUAGAUGUAUCCCAAAAUAUAUAGACCCCAUAGAUCAGUCCCGUUGUUGUCCUAAGCAUAUUUCUUUGAUUAAUGUAUUACAAAUUUGCUUGGUAUACGUAUACAGUCCU